Messenger RNA from Striga hermonthica, 2184 nucleotides. NCBI's taxonomy places the organism in Eukaryota, Viridiplantae, Streptophyta, Magnoliopsida, Lamiales, Orobanchaceae. The record is from the annotation of a GenBank genome assembly.
AUGCCUUUGGAGGCUUUCCGUGAUCCAAACAGUCAAUACCCAAGGUCUCUACUUUUACCUGCUAGUGGGAGUGGAGCAAAUUUGGAGGCUUUAGUUUCGCGCAACUUGCUCAGAGACGAAGAACGCAUGAAUCCAAUUCUCCACAUGGCAGAACUGAAUCCGAAUUUCGGUCCAAAUAUUAUGAAUACCACUCUAAUGGAAAGGUCGUCCAUUUCAAGACCCACUUUGGCUACUGAUGCUGCUAUUGCAGCUUAUUUGGAGAGUCAUGGCAUCCGUAAUAUGGAGCCUUACACCAGCCUGCCUUCAACUCCCAUGUCAUUUUCUGGCAACAGCUUUAUGAAUGUUUCUCAAAAUGAUGAAAUGUUUCCUCAUUUAUUUCAAGACAAACAGAAGCAGAAAAAAAGGCAGCAGCCAGGAAAUUCUAAAGGUCCUAAAGAGCUAUGCAAGACGAAACCUAAUUGUCGGGCUUCAUCUUCUGCUAAAGUAAAGAAGGAGCGCGGCCCUCUUACACCAAGCCCAAAGAAAAAAAGAGUAGAACAUAACCAAGAGAACAUCCAGCAGCAGCAGGUGGUUAUUGAUAAAAUAUUGUGGAACGAGUUUCAGGCCCGUAAUACACUGAUAACAUCAAUGGCUGAGAAGUAUGGGCUUCAGAAUGAGCUGCAAAAGCCGAUUUUACAUUCAGCUCUCCAGUUCAGGGGGUUUAAUUUGCCGCCACCGAAUCAGAUCAUGAGAACUACUUUACAGGAUCAGGUUAAUCUACAAAUGGCUUUUAUGCCUUUUCUUGAGGGUGGUAUUUGUUCGAGGCGUUUGAAGCAGUACCUAUAUCAUCUGAGGAACAACACUCAUGACAAUAGUAUUUCCUACUGGCAGAAGUUUGUAUCAGAGUACUAUGCUCCUAACGCGAAGAAAAGGUGGUGUUUCUCUAAUUAUGAAGAUAUACAGCUGCAGGCAACUGGUGUUUUCAACACAAAAUCUAUGGAAGCAGCAGGGUGCUGUGAAAUAUGUUGUUUACGAUCAGGCAAGGAACUCGAGGCAACUUUUGACAUAAUUCCUAGACUGUUCAAGACGAAGUUCGAGAGUGGAAUGGUUGAUGAAAUUUUAUUUGUGGAUACACCUCGAGCAUACAAAUAUCCAAAUUUUCUGGUACUGGAAUAUGGGAAAGCCAUUCAGGAAAGCGUUUAUGAAAAGUUGCGUGUCGUUCAUGAGGGUAAACUUCGGAUUGUCUUCAGAUAUGACUUGAAGAUAUUAUCUUGGGAAUUUUGCGCACAAAAACACGAGGAGUUUCUGCUUCGUAGAUGGAUAACUCCCGAGGUUAAUCAAUUGAUGCAGGCAUGCCAGGCAUUUCAACGUGACAUCCAGAGAGAUGCAUCUUUUAGGGUCUCAUCAGCGAAUUUGCAAACACUUUGUGAUACAUUCGUUUCAGCAGGGAAUCAACUAGUAAGAAAUACGGAAGCACCACUGGUGGAUGACUUGGGAUAUCCCAAACGAUUUGUUAGGUGCUUGCAGAUAGCUGAAGUGAUGGAUAGCAUGAAAGAUGUCAUGAAUCUGAGUCUUGAGACUGGAAUUGGACCAAUAGAGUGCUUUAACAAUAUCUUCUUUCGAGGCACCAACACUCCUUAUCAGACACGUGCUCAAAAUCUACCAUCAUUCCACGACCAGCCUAGCCCGAGAUUUCAUGCAGAUAUCCGUCAACUGUCCGAAAACAGCUCCAUGUCAGAUGCUGGAAGCUCAGGCCUGCCUUUUGUGACACAAAACUCUUCUGCUGCAUCUGUGAGACGAAUAGGACAAGAAGGGCCGAGCUCGACAGGUCAUUCCAGCCGGGCUGCUCAAUCUUCAGACUCCUCCCGUUCAAAGAACCCUCACCAAGCUGCAGUUGAAAAGUUGCUUCAUGAGAUGGUGUCUGCAAACCGGGUCAAGACUGUGAACAACAAAUAUGAAACUGUGCAAAAACCGAACCAAUUAUGUGGGAAAAGGAACGGGCCAUUUUAUGGAGAAAGCUCUGUUGCUCCCUCUGUGCAGUCGAAUCCGGCAAAUGCUGCAUCAAGAAGAAGUAAUGUACACCUCUCUAAGCCCGUUAGCCGGAGCGUAACGGUUAAAUCAGAACCAUGUUCGCCGGAGCUGCUGCCGGAAGCUUUUCAGAGUUCGGAAUUAGGGUUUGUUAAAUUCGAGGACAUGGAUGUAUGA